AUGGAAGAGUCAAAUCUAUUGCAAUUCGAGCCCUUAUCCUCGGCUGUCGAAGCGACAUUCUGGCAUCAAUUCAGUCAGCGUAAAAUCGACGUCUACAAGCUCGACGACUCAGCCGUAGACGUCUAUGGAUACUACUCAACGGGCCAGGUCCUAUCCAUUCCUCAACCGAAAAGUGAUGCUCAUGUGGCUGAGGCUAUUCCUGCAAGACUCUGUUUGGGAGUUGGUGCUUUUGACGGAAGGCACGUUACCUGUGGGCUACCUCCAUAUUCAUUUCGUGCGCCAGGAGUGCUCAAGAACACCAACACGAUCGAAGAGUUUCAAAGUGUUGACAAGAACAAGCUGUUUAAAGAUACUGCAAACAGGAUUUGGGACGAUAUAGUCUCCGGAUCAGCAAUCAAUUCACCUAGUCUACUGAACCGAUUCAUUCUAUUGACAUUUGCAGAUCUAAAGAAAUAUCGAUUCUAUCACUGGUUUGCCUUCCCGGCUCUGCUUCCGGAACAGACAUUCAACGUCACCAGUGCUGUAUCCAUAUCCGUCUACUUUAAUCCCGAACAGAUCGAAUCACUACGAACUAGCUAUAAUACUUUCAGAGGACUUCCGGAAAGCCACGAAGCUGCUCCAAAUGAUACUGGAUUCUUCCUCAUACGAAAGGAGGAAGAAAGUAAUACAGUCGACGUUGCCAAACUCGUGAACUGGGAUGAUUUUUUUGCAAAGACUCAUGAAUCCAAGAUCAUGGUGGGAUUUGCAGAUCCAUCGGGUCUAUCAACUCAUCCUGGUUGGCCACUACGAAACUUUUUUGCAUUGCUGAAAAAGGCUAAAGGGUUGGAAAGUGUCACUGUUGUGUGUUAUCGAGAAUCCAUGUCAAGGCAGUCUGCUGGUCCAGAUAUAUUAAAUAGUAUAGUUAUAGAUGUCAAGAUGCCUGGUUUGUUUGCAGACCCACCAAAGUCCGUUGGUUGGGAAAAGAAUGCUGCUGGCAAACUUGGACCUCGAGUAGCGGACUUAGCACCAUUGAUGGAUCCAGCUAGACUUGCUGAUACCGCAGUUGACCUGAACCUCAAGUUGAUGAGAUGGAGAAUAGCACCUGCACUGCAAUUAGAAAAGAUUUCUUCAACGAAAUGUCUGUUGUUGGGAGCUGGAACGUUGGGUUGUUAUGUUGCUCGGAACUUGAUGGCAUGGGGUGUUCGAAACAUCACAUUUGUGGAUAGUGGAAAAGUUUCCUUCACAAAUCCCGUUCGACAACCCUUGUUUUCGUUUGAAGACUGCUUAGAUGGUGGUAAAUACAAGGCUGUAGCAGCUGCUGAUGCUCUGAAACGGAUUUUUCCUGGAGUGAAUUGUGUUGGACACGUCUUGGGCAUUCUCAUGCCCGGUCAUGCUGUAACCAAUAUGGAUCAAGCUAAAUCGGACUUGGCUGAGUUGGAGAAACUGAUCAUAGCGCAUGAUGCCAUUUUUCUGUUGACCGAUAGUCGCGAAGCGCGGUGGUUGCCUACUUUAUUAGGCGCUGCUCAUGGAAAGAUUGUCGUUAACUCGGCUCUUGGCUUUGAUACAUUUUUGGUAAUGCGCCAUGGCAUGAGAACUGCUGAAACACCGUCACCGUCUUCUGCUUCUGCUACAACGACGUCGGAAGUACAUCUUGGCUGUUACUUUUGUAAUGAUGUGGUGGCUCCAACAGAUUCCCUAAGUGAUCGUACUCUGGAUCAGCAAUGUACUGUUACAAGGCCAGGAUUGGCGCUCAUGGCUUCAGCGUUGGCUGUUGAGCUGUUGGUUACUAUACUCAAUCAUCCAAGAGGGCCAUGGGCUCCAGGUGACGUUGCAACACCCAUAUCCGAAUCAGUAAACAGUCCCACCAACCCACUAGGACUCCUUCCACAUCAAAUACGUGGCUUCCUCUCCCACUUCUCGAAUCUUUUAAUCACAGGUCAAGCCUACGACCGAUGUACAGCAUGUUCACAUGUCGUUCUCGACGAGUAUAGACGACGUGGAUUUGAAUUUGUACGCAAGUGUUUGGAAGAUCCGUCGUAUUUGGAAGAGGUGACUGGACUCAAGGAGUUGUAUAAGAUGACGGAGGAUGUGUCGUUGGAUGUUGAGGAUGAUGAGGAUGAUUUUGAAUAG
Synchytrium microbalum is the source of this 2109-nucleotide messenger RNA. RefSeq lists its product as uncharacterized. Gene Ontology annotation, biological process: autophagosome assembly; protein modification by small protein conjugation; autophagy of mitochondrion. Bases 1 to 2109 code for a protein of 702 amino acids. Gene Ontology annotation, molecular function: Atg12 activating enzyme activity; Atg8 activating enzyme activity. The transcript is spliced from 12 exons. Gene Ontology annotation, cellular component: cytoplasm; phagophore assembly site. The record is from RefSeq and is a predicted model, not a curated record. NCBI's taxonomy places the organism in Eukaryota, Fungi, Chytridiomycota, Chytridiomycetes, Synchytriales, Synchytriaceae.